AUGUCUCUUGUCAAAGGUCUAGCAUGCGGCACCUCGAACCUUCCGCAACCCGUGGAGACAAAGGUUGCGAGUAAGGAUUUGGAAGGCGAUGACAAUUGGAAAGCUUUGCUCACAGCAACGGAGAGAAGGGCCCCAGAGCCGGGAGUCCCAGUAGCGGUGAGUCCCAUGGCCAAGACACAGCCAGGGGUUGAACCCUUGGAAGCCCUGCAAGCUUCACCCUCGCAAGAGACCGAAGCAUAUGGCCUUUUGGAUGAGUAUGUGGAUGAUUUGCUUGGAAUUCCGCAGAAAGAUCGCCCAGUGUCGUGGAGCCGCCCUUCUUGGCAAGAAACAGCAGCAUCGAUGCCGAAAAUGGUGCUGGAGGACGGUUCCCGAGGCCCAGCACUGGGGUCUCUUCCGCCAAAACAGAGGUUGCAGGACCCAGAUCUGGCGUCAAGCUCGAGGGAACCUUUGCAGCCUGCCACGCCAUACUUGGCUGGAGUAUUGAAUGGUUGGGCCGUGAUUGACCGGAGCACGGUCGACACAAGAUCUGCCAGGGAUACUGGCCCUGCACCCAAGCGGCGUGUUGACAAAACGUCGAGCCUCAAGCCUGAUGAACGAAGGGAAGCGCAGAGAUGCUAG
Molecule: messenger RNA, 618 nt
Organism: Symbiodinium pilosum
Lineage: Eukaryota; Dinophyceae; Suessiales; Symbiodiniaceae
Source: the annotation of a GenBank genome assembly